GCGAGAGACCAGUAGGAAGUCGGUGCAGAGGGAGGGGAGGAAGGAAGGGGUCACGUGCAGUCGGCGGCCCGGGGUCACGUGACGGAGUGCGGGUCUGGGAGUUCUCCCGAGGGAAGAAGAGUGGAGCGCGGGGGACGCGGCGGGUGGCGCUGACAAUGAGUUUUCUUGGCGGCUUUUUUGGUCCCAUUUGUGAGAUUGAUGUUAUCCUUAAUGAUGGGGAAACCAGAAAAAUGGCGGAAAUGAAAACUGAAGAUGGCAAAGUAGAAAAAAACUAUCUUUUCUAUGAUGGGGAGUCUGUUUCAGGAAAGGUAAACCUAGCCUUUAAGCAACCUGGAAAGAGGCUAGAACAUCAAGGAAUUAGAAUUGAAUUUGUAGGUCAAAUUGAACUUUUCAAUGACAAGAGUAAUACUCACGAAUUUGUAAACCUAGUGAAAGAACUAGCCUUACCUGGAGAAUUGACCCAAAGCAGAAGUUAUGAUUUUGAAUUUAUGCAAGUUGAAAAGCCAUAUGAAUCUUACAUCGGUGCCAAUGUCCGCUUGAGGUAUUUUCUUAAAGUGACAAUAGUAAGAAGACUGACAGACUUGGUAAAAGAAUAUGAUCUUAUUGUUCACCAGCUUGCUACCUACCCUGAUGUUAACAACUCUAUUAAGAUGGAAGUGGGCAUUGAAGAUUGUUUACACAUAGAAUUUGAAUAUAAUAAAUCAAAGUAUCAUUUAAAGGAUGUGAUUGUUGGAAAAAUUUACUUCUUAUUAGUAAGAAUAAAAAUCCAACACAUGGAGUUACAACUGAUCAAAAAAGAGAUCACAGGAAUUGGACCCAGUACCACAACAGAAACAGAAACAAUUGCUAAAUAUGAAAUAAUGGAUGGUGCACCAGUCAAAGGUGAAUCAAUUCCAAUAAGACUAUUUUUAGCGGGAUAUGACCCAACUCCAACAAUGAGAGAUGUGAACAAAAAAUUUUCAGUAAGGUACUUUUUGAAUCUGGUCCUUGUUGAUGAGGAAGACAGAAGGUACUUCAAGCAGCAGGAGAUCAUUUUAUGGAGAAAAGCUCCUGAAAAACUGAGGAAACAGAGAACAAACUUUCACCAGCGAUUUGAAUCACCAGAAUCACAGGCAUCUCCUGAACAGCCUGAAAUGUGAACUGAGUAGGAGAAAAAAAUAAAAAUAAAAACUCUUAGAACCGUUGAGAUUAAGUUCAGUUGAUUAAAGAUGGUUGCAGCAUGAAGCAGGGGGAAGGCCAAAAGUCCAUGUAUAAUAGUCUUCCUUUAUCUUACAGCGCUGCAUUUAUUUUAUGAUAUAACUAAAUAUUCUUACAUAUACUACAUUUUAAAAAGUGCUUUCUUUGAAACACUGGAACUUUCUUAAGCUGCCGUGGUUUUUUUUUUUUACUGCACACUUUGAUGGUAAGCACUCAUAUAUGCAUCAGUAUAAACAUUAAAGAUUUUCAUGAGUAGGCUGGUAUUUGUAAUUUUGCUUUCUUUAUGCAUAAUGUUGAUUGUAAACCAGUUUCUUUUCCUUUUUCAUGCCAAUAAUUACCUCUUAUCCUCUACAUGCAAAAUUAAAUAUUUUGUGUUCAAAUAAAAUUGGAAAACCUGAGUGGCCCUUACAUCCUACAGAGAUUUAAAACAUGGCAUCUUAAUAUUUUUGAGUACUACAUUUAUGUUCUUACAUGUGUAUUUGAGAAAUGCAAAUGGAAUGUUUCACUGUAGGUGCUUCUGAGUCUACCAUUCCAAAGCUUCCUGAAUUUUAUUCUUUGAAGUCUUCUGUGGUAUUAAUUUUUUCCUUGCAGAAAUUAUGUAGCAUGUUAUUACAGCCUUUUUUUCCUGUCAUGAGAAGUAACCAUUCUGCUACUACUGUCCAGCAGGUACACUGUAUGUUUUCUGCAAUGUGGAGUUGAGUCUAUGUUGGCAUUUAGAAUUUGUUAAAUCUCUAUAAUUUUUCUGUUGAUACUUUGAAAUUUUUUUUUAAUUUAAGGAAUCUUUUUACCACAUAUAUGCAAAUAUAAUUUUCUUGACUUCACUAAUCUUCUCUUCCCUUUGAAGGAGAGAAUUUGAGGAUGGGGGUGAUUCAGGUGGACCUGUUAAUGAGCUUAUCGUUAUCCAGAUCUGGGACAAUAUCAUUUUUGUUAAAUUGGAACUUGGGCUCAUUCAAACUCAACUUUAAAUUUCACCCGCUCUGUUUAAAUUUUAAUACUAAAUUCAAGUAAUUUGUUCAAAGUUUGUAAAAAAGCUGCAGUCAUGUGCCUAAGGUCUGAUCUCAGACACACUAAAUGUGGGGUGUAGGAACUAAAACAACGAAGCUUGUUGUGUGAAACUACUCCACAUGAUUCAUUGGUUUUUGUACCAAUAUAUUUUAUACACUUCAGUGCAAGUCUUGUGAGUUAACCUUACUUUAUGAGUAAGCUAAUUAAUCCAAAUUACAUUUCUUUAAACUUGUUUUACUACGAUGGCACUUUGAUAAAAUGGUCAGUAACCAGCUUCUUUUCUGGCAAAAGGUUCCAUGUACCAUGCGCUGGAGCAUCUGUUUUAACUGUGGAUAUAUGUAAAUGGUCAUAUUUCCCUUUCAUGUAAGUGCCUGUUCAGAGUUUCAGAAUUUAAAAAUGCCAAAUAUUCUCAUGGUCACUUGCAUGAAGUAAUCUAGAAAAUAUUCACAGAAAAUUUGAAAACCAGUUGUAUUUAUCCAGCCUCAAAUCAUGUGACCAUGAUGUAUAAUAAAGAAUUUGAAACAGAUACUGAACUUGCUUUAAAUGAUUAAAAUAAUUAUUUUCUCAGA
This is a messenger RNA of Myotis myotis, 2771 nucleotides long. It is a transcript of the gene VPS26A, whose product is annotated as VPS26, retromer complex component A. Lineage: Eukaryota; Metazoa; Chordata; Mammalia; Chiroptera; Vespertilionidae. Bases 156 to 1139 code for a protein of 327 amino acids. Gene Ontology annotation, biological process: intracellular protein transport; retrograde transport, endosome to Golgi. The record is from RefSeq and is a predicted model, not a curated record. Gene Ontology annotation, cellular component: endosome; retromer complex. The transcript is spliced from 9 exons.